AAGUCAAAAGUGUUUUCUUUUUUUGCGUUUGUCAAAAUAAGUGCCGCGGUGAAAACGGAGCUGGGUUUGCGUUGUUUGAUGGCAUCGGGGAGAAAGUCUAUGAACUAGCUUCAGAGUGAUAUAGUUUGGUAGUGAAAAUGUCGAAUCAAGUUGCUGCGGAAGCACUUUAUUCCGCAACGUAUGUCAAGAAUUACUUGGACUCGGUGGAGAACUUGCCUGACGAUGUACAAAGGCAUUUAUCUAGAAUUCGGGAUAUCGACGUUCAGUACAGAGGUCAUUUGCGCGACGUAGAUCAUUACUAUGAACAGUGGCGUAGCGCAUCGUCAGCUACUUCUGAGGCUUCUGGAAGUAAACGAGUCCGAUCGUAUAUGGCUAGAAUACAGCAAAACCUAAUCGCUGCACAAGAGUUGGGUGAUGAAAAGUUGCAAAUCGUCAAUCAACUUCAAGAACUUAUCGAUCAAAAAACCAGACAAUUGGAUGUGGACUUUAAAAAUCUGGAUUAUGGCAAGGAAGAACAAAUAGCUGAAGUUGUUCAAAAAGUACCGCGGCCAGCAACGCCGGUUACGCAGGCUCCGCUCAGCACUAAAGUUGAGAACCAAUCAUUUCCUUUGGCUCAACAAAAUCCACAACGUGGCAGCACUCCAACUAAUCAGUCUUCGGAAAAGUCAUCAAACAAUAACAGCACAGAGCGUUCCAACAAACGAUCACGAAGACCACGCAAUGAGGCGAACAACACUUCUGCCACGGAUCCUGGAUCGCUUGUGGAUAACAAUACAACAAAUGAAUCGGUUACGCAAUCUAAGCAGAACAACAACAGUAGUGCAGGUCAAGGCAAUAACUCAGUAUCAUCGAGUGGUACAACUCAGAAGAAAGGUUCCAAUUCCGGCGGAGGUGGUGGAAAGAAGAAGAAAAGAAAAGCUCGCGGUCAAGCUAAUAACAAUCAGACUAGUGUACGAGACACACGUGGAGAUACUCCGCCUCAAGAAGAGCCAAUUGAUCCAGAUGAACCAACUUAUUGUCUUUGUGAUCAGGUAUCGUUUGGUGAGAUGAUCCUUUGCGAUAAUGAUUUGUGUCCUAUUGAAUGGUUCCAUUUCUCCUGUGUUUCUCUUGGUUCCAAGCCUAAGGGAAAAUGGUAUUGUCCUAAUUGUCGUGGUGAUCGUCCGAAUGUAAUGAAGCCAAAAGCUCAAUUUUUGAAAGAGCUCGAAAGAUAUAAUAAAGAGAAAGAGGAGAAAACCUAAUGGAAGCAACUUAA
Messenger RNA from Hermetia illucens (black soldier fly), 1252 nucleotides. RefSeq names its product inhibitor of growth protein 4. The coding region runs from base 138 to 1238 and encodes 366 amino acids. The record is from RefSeq and is a predicted model, not a curated record. The transcript has 3 exons. Gene Ontology annotation, biological process: positive regulation of DNA-templated transcription. Gene Ontology annotation, cellular component: nucleus. NCBI's taxonomy places the organism in Eukaryota, Metazoa, Arthropoda, Insecta, Diptera, Stratiomyidae.